UCUCUUGGAUCUGUAGUCAGUGUGAUGGUAUCAGGAACAAAGUAGCAACAUGUGGUAUUUGACUCUGCUUUCACAUGCACUCAGCGCAGCUUGCAAAUUCAGGGUUGAGAAAGGGAAGGUCUGUCUCAUUACCUCAUGUGCACUUACAAAUGAGGUGGAUGAACUUGCUUUAUCUUUAAGAAGUCGAAAUGCCGGGAAGGGAACAACAUGAAUAUGCGAGUUGUGUUUGUUGGGGGUGGUUUUGGAGAUUGGUUGGUUGUGGUUUUUUUCAAUUUUCCUCCUCGCUCCAGUGCAUUUUGCCUGUGUGCACUCAGAGCAGAAUCAGCAACAUCUCCUCACCCUUUCCAACUCCUCCAGCGCUGUAGCCUGGGUUAAAGGACCGCGUGUAGCUUCCCCGUGCAUCUUCCCACAGCCAUGGGAAAAGCAGCACUGAAAACCUUCCCGUGGGUACCGGAUGCAGCGAAUGCCGUGGGGGCCUGGCUAUAAAAGACACAAAAAUCUUCCUCCUGGGUGUCCUGAUGGGUAUGCAGAGCCUUGGAUGGGCUCAGGUCUGGUCCAUCGCUCCCACCGGCCUGACAGCUCGGACCACGGCGCGGUUCCUGCCGCCUUUCCCGCGGUGUCCAUUCAGCAGAGGCAUGCGGGAAGCCCCUUGGAGCAUCCCCAGCCGCAGCUGCGGGCCUGUGGAAGCCGUGGAGCUGUGGAGGAGGCCCUGUUGGGCCGGCAGCGGCGGCGGGGGGAGGAGCCGGAGCCGUUCCCGCGCUGUCCCCUCACGGAGCCGGCGGGAGGCUGAGGGCAGCGGGGCCCCGCUCCGCGCCCGCCCUGCCCCAGGUUUGCAACAAUGGUAGAGGAAGAUGUAAAUCACUGUGAAGAUUCUGAACCAUCAGUAUGUGGGAGAAAUGGCAUGAUUCCUAUGCAUGAGCAAAGUGAGCAGGGACCAACAGCAGAUGCCAAAGGUACUGAUGGGAAUGUACAAACAGAAGAAACUGCUCUCUUGAACCAUUGCACUCAGCAACCUCCAGAACCAACAGCGGGGUCUUCAAUACCUGCAAGAACAUGGAGGCAAAUAUUUGCUUGUCCUCCUCGGGGUUUAAUGGCCCAAGCAGUGACAAAUGUUGCAUUUGUGGUCCUGGUUUGGGCUGUGGUUUGGUCCAUAACUGGGGCUGAGUGUCUCCCAGGUGGAAAUCUCUUUGGAAUUCUGUUUCUUUAUUUCUUUGCUGUCAUCGGAGGCAAAAUUUUUGGAUUCAUUAAAAUACGAACACUACCCCCUCUCCCUGCUCUUCUGGGGAUGCUACUUGCUGGUUUCCUAAUCCGAAAUACCCCAUUCAUCAGUGACUUUGUCCAGAUAAAUCUACGCUGGUCUGCAGCACUGAGGAAUAUUGCUCUUUCCAUUAUCUUGACCCGAGCAGGACUUGGCCUGGAUCCAAAGGCUCUUAAGAAGCUCAAAGCUGUUUGUUUACGGCUCGCUUUCGGACCGUGCCUCUCAGAAACAGGCACAGCUGCUGUCCUUGCCUACUUGCUCCUGCAUUUGCCAUGGCAAUGGGGAUUUAUAUUAGGUUUUGUUGUAGGUGCAGUCUCCCCUGCUGUGGUGGUUCCAUCCAUGCUGAUUUUACAAGCUGGGGGAUAUGGGGUGGAGAAGGGUGUCCCAACUUUGCUAAUGGCAGCUGGCAGCAUCGAUGACAUUCUGGCUAUCACAGGCUUCAACACUUGCCUUGGGAUGGCUUUCUCCUCCGGUUCUACUCUGUACAAUGUGCUCCGUGGAGUGCUGGAGGUCGCUGUUGGCAUAGCAGCUGGGGGAAUUCUGGGAAUGUUUAUUCGAUACUUCCCAAGCCAUGACCAGGCGUCUUUGGCAUGGAAGAGAUCAUAUUUUGUACUUGGACUGUCCAUGUUUGCUGUUUUUGGCAGCAUCCACUUUGGCUUCCCUGGAUCAGGAGGGCUCUGCACAUUAGUCUUAGCUUUUGUUGCAGGUGUGGGAUGGUCUGAUGAAAAGAGGGAAAUAGAAAAAAUUGUGGCAGUUGCAUGGAAUAUCUUUCAACCUUUUCUUUUUGGUUUAAUUGGAGCAGAAGUAUCUGUUACAUCUCUUAGGCCUGAAACUGUUGGGCUCUGUGUUGCUAUAUUAGGCAUUGCCCUAGUUGUGCGAAUCAUAGCAACGUUCCUGAUGGUGUCUUUUGCUGGGUUUAAUUUCAAGGAGAAGCUGUUUGUCUCACUGGCAUGGAUUCCCAAAGCCACUGUCCAGGCUGCAAUAGGUUCUCUUGCCCUGGAUACAGCAAGACGACAUCAAGAUGAGCAACUGGAAAAGUAUGGAAUGGAUGUACUGACAGUAGCUUUCUUGGCUAUCUUGAUCACUGCUCCAGUUGGAGCCCUGGUUAUCGGCUUGGCAGGGCCCAGACUUUUGCAGAAGGCUCAGACAAAUAGCAAGGAAGAUGAGGAAGGUGCAGAGGUUGGAGAAGAGGCAGAGGCCUGAACCUUCAUAAGACAGAUAACUACAGUAGUCUGGUCCUUCAACCAUGACACUUUUGUUGAGUAAAAAUGGCAUGUCUCUAAUCUUGCUGGAGGAACUUAAAACUAUCAGUUACCCCUGCUAUUUUUAAAGCAGCCCUGGUGGAGUUCUAUAAAAUAUUUUUAUGUGAUGAUGUUGCCUUGAGAUGAAAUAGCUGAACAUACAGUGAAUAGGAUGACCUGGCAGUGAGUCACUGAGAAGUUAGCAGUCAAGAGUUACUUGAAAUGUGUGGGUGGUGAGGCCAGAGAAAGGAUCACAAUUGUUGAGGCAUGGAGUGGAGUCAUGAGGUAGAAUAUAAACAGAAAAAAAUGGAGACUAGUGUGAGUAACUCCUUGAUGGCUGAAACUGGGCUGUGAGAUGACAAGUUCCACAACUCAAAGAAAGCAACUUCCAAGAAAGAGAUUGCUGAGACAUAGUGAAUAAGUCCUGCUAUGGCUUGGUGAUUCCCUCUCCUUCCUCAUUUGUGUUCUAAAACUUGCCUUUUCCUAUUGCUGUUCUUCCUCACAGCUGAGGCACUCCUUUGUGUCUUCAAGGACUAUCAGCUCUGGUCAUAGCAAGGAACAGCAAGUGGUACUUACAUGCUCAAAGAGAGACUUGGGGCCAUCAUAGACUGUGGUAAUAAAGAUGUUGGUGCUGGCAGAAAAAAGCACAGAGCCUGAAAAUGAGAUGAAGGUUGUGGGAUGGCUAUAAGGACUGGGGGAGGGUUGUAUGGGAUUGGGAUGGCUGCUUCUUCACCUCAGCCUUCACACAACAUGAUGUCAAGGGAAAGAUGUAACCCCUGCUGAUCAAAACCCUGCUCUUGCCUUUUAGGUUUGGUACCACUUGACAGAUAUCAGCAAAUCUAUCUGCCUCUGCUACAUUUUAUACAAGUAACUAGCUCAGAGUAAGUUGUUGGUAACUCCAUUCUGAGGCAUGGGGUCAGUAUGGCAUCCCUCAGUAACUGGUUAUUUUGUUAUUUUUAUCAGUUACUUUGUUAUUUUUUGGAAAGGCUAUAAGAUUGUGCCUGUAACUGAGGCUGACAACACCCUCCUGGGAUUUCCACACUACAGUUCACUGAACUCAUUUUACAGGAUACUGUGUAGAAUAUAUUUGAUAAUGUCUAGAUUUUGGCAUUAGUAAGAACUAAUGAUUUCUAUUUUAGCUUUUAAAUUUUUAAUAUGCAAAACAAAAAAUGUACAAAAAUACUUUUAACUGCUUAAAUACUUCUGAUGUUGACACUGUACUAUUUGUCAUAUGCCAUACAGAUGAGCUGUAUACAGCUCAAUAUGCAUGCCUUUGUAUAAGCCUUACUCUCUAAGCAAAAAGAAAGCUUCCUGAGAUAUGCUUAAAUUUCACAGCCUGCAGUUCCAGCACAAUGAUAAAAAUACCAGGAAAUUCUUUGGUAAAUUUUCUCUUAACAGUUGUCAAGUACAUUAUAUUUUUGUAACUUUGCACACUGCUGUUCUCUCUGCAUCCUUGGGAAUGUACCAUCAGUUUGUCUCCUAACCUGAAAGGGAGAAGCUUUCACCUGCUGGGUUUGAAGCUGGAGCAGUGGUUAAGGGUGGUGUGCUUGGUUGUUAUUGUGACAUACCUGGACUUCUGUGCCUGUUCUGCCUACUUCACAUGCACUCCUGGUGUCCCCCUGGCCCAGUAUUUUUACUGACGAUCUGGAUGAGGGAAUUGUCUACCCUCAGUAAAUCCACAGGUGACACCAAGCUGGGUGGCAGUGUUGAUCUGCUGGAGGGCACAAGUCUCUGCAGGGGAUUUGGACAGGCUGGGUCAAUGGGCUGAGACAAUGGAAUGAGGUUGAACAAGGCCAUGUGCUGAGUCCUGCCCUUGGGUCACAGCAGCCCCAGGCAGUGCCACAGGCAGGGGACAGAG
Messenger RNA from Parus major (Great Tit), 4357 nucleotides. It is a transcript of the gene SLC9B2, whose product is annotated as solute carrier family 9 member B2. Gene Ontology annotation, cellular component: membrane. The transcript is spliced from 12 exons. Gene Ontology annotation, biological process: proton transmembrane transport. The record is from RefSeq and is a predicted model, not a curated record. Gene Ontology annotation, molecular function: antiporter activity. The coding region runs from base 839 to 2461 and encodes 540 amino acids. Lineage: Eukaryota; Metazoa; Chordata; Aves; Passeriformes; Paridae.